Molecule: messenger RNA, 811 nt
Organism: Paraphaeosphaeria sporulosa
Lineage: Eukaryota; Fungi; Ascomycota; Dothideomycetes; Pleosporales; Didymosphaeriaceae
Exons: 2
Source: RefSeq, a predicted model, not a curated record
GGAUCCAGUGCCCAUGGCGCGGCCAAGCGUGGAAACGCAAGCAGUCCGCCGGCGCGCCCUCUCCGCGGCCUGUCCAGCAGGACGACCGCAUCAUGGGCUUCCCACGAAAUCAUAUGCCCACGCCGGCGACUGCCAUCUGACCCGCCCGUGUCGUUUAGAUGGCUCGCAGCGCGGUGCUGGCCCGAAGCGUGUCAAGCCUGCUGGGGCGCCGCGGCCUCGUCGCCAGCCUCCGCCUCAGCAGCCGCCGCCCUGCCUCAUUGGCCGUCGCCGGGGCUGCGCGGAUUGUCGUGCGCGUCGCCGGCCUCGUUGCUCACAGCCAGCUCACGGCGCACACAUGCCCUACUAGAAGCUCAUCACCACAGUAGCGUAGAGCAUCGCCCGCAGGUGGGUCGGCACGCCUGCCUGCCAGAGCCCGCGCUCCUUGCCUCCAGCCCGCGGCACGGCCAAGCCCUUCGCAGCGCGCAACAUGAUGAGCACACUCUUCGUGUCCAACCGCGACUAGCACUCUCCACACAGCACCGAGCGGGCAUGUGGUGAGCUGCCCGGACGGCCAUGUCCAGUCCAGUCCAGUCCAGUCCAGUCCAGCGCCAGCAGCGGGCGGUCUGGAAUGGCAUUUCGCGUGCGUCUUGCCGUCCAUGCCGUGUGUUUGAUUUGCUGCCGAAGCCCUGUUGCGCCCGUGGAUCCUCUGCGCUGUGUUCACAGGCGGCCCAGAAUGGCUCAAGCGAACCGCACGUCUGAGUCUGAGCCGUAGGUAAGGUAUCAGAUUCGAUACGAGCAGCAAAGCCGCCGUGGUAAUAUCGUCUUACCCUAA